This is a messenger RNA of Zea mays, 1685 nucleotides long. RefSeq lists its product as uncharacterized. The record is from RefSeq and is a predicted model, not a curated record. The coding region runs from base 392 to 1411 and encodes 339 amino acids. NCBI's taxonomy places the organism in Eukaryota, Viridiplantae, Streptophyta, Magnoliopsida, Poales, Poaceae. Gene Ontology annotation, molecular function: GTP binding; GTPase activity. The transcript is spliced from 8 exons.
AAAAACGUUCAAACCAAAAAAACCGUGGCAACGCAUAUACCUAAUAUACACAGAUUUCUUCAUCAUAUCUGCCUGCGUCCCUAUCCCUCCGUGGCCGAUCGGCGGCCGCCGAACUACUGCACUACAGCAGCGGAAGGGGCUCGUACCGUCGCAUGUAUACGGCAGCCGACCAACCAACCAACUCCCCGGCAGCCGCAAAUCCUUCCGUCCCACCGGGAAACAUCCCUCUCCCUCUGACGCUGCUGCUACUCACCCUCUCGGAUCCCUUUCCACCCCACCUCCCAGAUGCGGCUGGCGACGACAGCGCCGGCGCCUCCGCCUCCGGAUCCGUUGAUCUAGUUGCUGCUGCUUGAUUGGGGUUAGGAGGAGGUGGAAGAGGAGGGAAUAGGAGAUGUUGUUCUGGAAGGACGGCGGCGGUACUGGUGGCGGCAACGGACGGGACCUUAGCGGCGGGCCGCCCUGCGGCCAGGUUCGUGUACUCGUCGUUGGCGACUCAGGUGUUGGCAAAUCUUCAUUGGUGCAUCUCUUACUGAAAGAUUCUGCAGUGGCUCGACCAGCCCAAACAAUUGGGUGUGCAGUUGGUGUUAAACAUAUUACUUACAGUAGCCCAGGGAGUUCAUCUAAUAGCGUCAAGGGUGAUGCUGAAAGGAACUUCUUUGUUGAGCUUUGGGAUGUUUCUGGACAUGAGCGCUACAAAGAGUGCCGUUCACUUUUUUAUUCACAAAUUAAUGGUGUCAUAUUUGUUUAUGACCUCUCCCAGAGGAAAACAAAGACAAAUUUGAACAAGUGGGCAGUGGAGGUUUCUGAAUCUGGGACCUUUUCAGCUCCUCUUGGGUCUGGUGGUCCCGGUGGCCUUCCAGUUCCUUACCUAGUUAUUGCCAACAAAGUGGAUAUUGCUCCAAGAGAUGGUAGAAGAGUGAGCAGUGGUAAUCUUGUUGAUGUUGCUCGUCAAUGGGUUGAAAAACAAGGUCUGCUUCCAUCCAGUGAAGUGCUUCCACUUGCAGAUAACUUUCCUGGCAAUUCUGGUUUGCUCACGGCUGCCAAAGAGGCAAGAUAUGAUAAAGAAGCUCUAAUCAAGUUCUUCCGCAUGUUGAUAAGGAGAAGGUAUUUUUCGAAUGAGCUUCCUGCCCCUAGCCCAUGGUCACUCACUCCCAGGGAAGAUACCAUUCUUCCCGUAGAAACUGUGAACGAUGAUGACAUGUUCCAAAGAAAAAGCUACGGCGGACAGAGCUACAAAUACAAUGGGGUUACCCCACUGCCUGCACAGCGGAACCUAACUCCGCCCCCCACACUCUAUCCACAGCAGCCAAUGUCCUCUUCAUCAGAAAACUACAGAUACCACAGAUUUUCCUCUUCGUCAAUACCUGAUUCAAGUGGUGGUUCAAAAAGCCGAGCGAACCUUAAUAUAUGAUGGGAUAUGGCGCCAGAGCAUUAUGUUUGUGGGAUCACUAGUGAUAAUUCUUUGGUUCUUCUCUGUAUAUCUCCUAAUUUUGUGUAUGAAUUCAAUAUAGUUAUUUAGGAAAACACAUUACAUGGUCAGAUGGUCUACACUGUGCAACGGCAAUCUGAAUCAAUCUUUUUUCCUGAGUCCCUUCAAGUCACCUGGGAGAAAUCAAGUCUCGUGGUGUUAUGGGGCACAGCAACUUUAUAUAAAUCAGCAUUCAGUCUGAUGGGUUUUCACUCUA